AUGUCACAACUUUCCAGCAACUCAGUCCGAGAGCACAUGAAAUGGGCUGGGUUGCUGGGCUGUGAGGCAGUGCUCUCCAGUAUGGCUUUGAUGCAGGCCACUUCCACACCCAGCCAUAAAAAGAUGGCCACUCCACUGGGCCAGGGUCAGAGAGACAACCACAGCCACAGCCAUGGGCAUAACCACAACCACAACCACAACCAGAACCAAAACCACAACCAGAACCACAGCCAGGAUGCUCAUAGUCACCACAGCCACAUGGUCCUGCCCUCUGGAGUCAGCUGCCCACCAAUGCUCAUUAAUAAGGAUGGAGAGUUCCACUCUUCCAGGCUGCUGGAGGAGAAGGACAUGCAGUCCAGCCAGAACCUGCAGCCAAAGAAGAAGAACAGAAAGACAGGAAUACCUACCAAAGUGAGAGAAAAAGCACAGGUGGAGAUGCCUGAUCCCAGUGAUGACAGCUCCCUCAACUCCCAAGUCCAGAAGAAUUUCAUCUGUGAGCACUGCUACGGAGCGUUCCGGAGUAGUUACCACCUGAAACGGCACAUUCUCACCCAUACAGGAGAGAAGCCUUUUGGGUGCGAUAUGUGUGACAUGCGGUUUAUUCAGCGCUAUCACCUGGAGAGACACAAGCGUGUACACAGUGGAGAGAAGCCGUAUCAGUGUGACCGCUGUCAGCAGAACUUCUCCAGGACGGACCGGUUGUUGCGGCACCGGCGACUGUGUGCUGUAGGCAUUGCUAAGGAGGAGAACCAGUCGUGCUGUGAGGGCCGCUCUUACUCACAGGACCCCCCUCAGCACACGGCAUCCUGGAGCCCCUUACAGGCCAACAGCAGCAACAGCAGACUGGCUGUGUGAAGCUCUGUGCUCUGAUGGAAGCCUCUGGUCAGCCAGCUCAGUCAGAGGGGAGUGGACUCAAUGCAGCCACCUGGGGGUGCUCUACUAUGCCAGACUGAUCCCAGAGCCUCUGGCAAAGACUCCGUCUCCAGCCCUGUUCCAACCAGGUCAAUAUUCAACCACAGACGGUGGAAGUGUUUUUUUUUUCUUUUUCUUUUUCCUUCUUCUAUUGUUUUGACUCGGGCGGAGGGGGAUCAUUUUGUAUUGUUCUUUUUAAAGUAGAAGGUACUGACCCUGGAAGGGUUGGAGUAGUUUGUUACACUGCACAGGCAAUAAUGAGUUCAGUUAGCAAGUAGAGGAUCAGUGAAAUGGGGUUAUUACUACUACAUCCUUUGAUGGUUCAAGUGACAGGAUAGAAAAUGGUUGACACACAUAACACGGCCAGUUAAUGUGUCGAAUUGCAUUUGGGUUGUCACAGGAAUAAUUUUGAACAGGUUCAGGGGCUUCAGCCAUUGUCACAUGUGGCCUUGAAAUGAUCAGACCUAAAUUUUUGCUCCAACCUUUUAUGCCACAUGUCUGCAGCAAGAUAACCAGUAGUAAUUGCAAGGAGGUGCUAACCAGUGUAAAACUGACUAAUACAACAGCUAAAGGUUUUUUAACCUCCUGAUCAUUUGAAUUCAAACAGAUAUGGACAACGUGGCCAUUAAUAAACAUCUGGUUCAGCAAAAAUUCUAAUUUACACAGCUUUCCACUGUGGUGUCCAAGUUUUGCUUCAUUAGUUUAGCUCUAUGGCUAUGAGGCUAAGUGUUGCUAACAAACACUAGAAGUCAGUAGUCACCCAAAUCUUUUCCGUAAAUACUUCCCCAGAGCCUCUGUCAACUCUUAAACCUCGUUGAGGUUUUCAUUAAGGUGCAUGUGACUUGCUGUGAAUUAUAAAUGUGAGUUUUCACUUUGUCCUAAACUACAUUGACAAGUCUGGACAGCCUUAGUGAAACCCUAGAUGUAGUUUGAGCAGGUUAGAAGUUUUGGGGAUGUAAUUACGGAAAAGGUUUGGGUUAAUAAUCACUUCUGGUGUUUAUCAGUGUUAGCCUUGUAGCUCUAGCGCUAAACUAAAGAAGGAAAAUUUGGACACCAAAUAUGUUUCGUCUGACAUGGUCAGUGGAAACUGGUGUAUAUUCGAUUUUUCGCCCAUUACUUUUAACAAUCUAAGUGGCAAGAGUUUUGCAUCCAGCUACAAGAGCAUGAGAUUGCAAGGACACGUGAUCUGGAAAUGAGAAAACAUGUCUGGGGACAACUGUCAAACUUCUGGAGCUAGGGGACGGCCCCUCUAAAUUAUGCCCCCCAGUUCCUCUCGUCAUUUAACGUCAAGUAUAAGCAAUAACACCAGCAAAACAAACUAGCUAGUGGAGCUGUUUAUUUUUACAGCUUGUAAUGCGUUUGCUGUGCACUCAUCUACACGCUUAUUGGAGUUUUUCAGGAGAUUUUUCAGCCAUGCUUACAUUGAUAUCCAUGGAAUAAUGACAGGAUUGUUGUUUGUCCAAUAGUGUUGACGAGCCCGCCGUCGUCCCCUGCUUUGACCUCCACCUUUACGAGGAGUUUCAUUAGUUUACAAAUUUCACGUUAGUUUGUUCCCACCAUAAUAAGUCAGUAUUUCCCUCCACAUUUUGCCCAAUAUUUCUCAUGGCCGUCCCUGGACGUUCUCGUGAGAUCAUGUCUCGCUCAGCGGAUGAUGAAUCAGUUAAGAGCAAAACUUUUGCAGCCCUAGCAGUUCUAAAGCCACUGACUCAAACUAAUGCAAUCAGAUCAGAAAAGUCAGAUUGCAGUAAUGCUUAUGUUGUUUGAGGGACUUUUCUACUUUCUAGGGUACAUCUAGGAAAGUAAUAAAUACUGGUGCAGGUCAAUCAUUCAUUGAAAAGGUCAUGAAAUGCAUUUGUGUUUAUCCUUUGCUAUUUUUAUGUGCUUAUGAACUGUAUGGAUACUACUUGUCUUAUAAACAAGUCAGAUCCAGGUUGGAAAUGGGUCAUUCAGCGACUGGAUCUGUUUUUACUAGGUCUUGUAUUUCUGACAGUGCGUCUUAAGAGCUGUUAUGUAAUUGGACUCGAUUUGGGCCAAACAGUGCUUUUAACAGUUAAAGUCAGUCAUUUUUUUAUAUCUGAACCUAAUACAGACUUUGAGAACACAGACUACAUGCAGUUUUCAUCUGCUGGAUUAUUAAGUUAAUAUAUUUUUUUAUUUUUUGCAUUUUCCAAGACAUUUUGUGUAGUGAUAGGUUUUUAGGCUGCUGCAGGUGUUUAAACUGGUAGUCUCGAUAGCCCUGCCCCCUUUUAUAAUAAGUAGGUUUGCAUGAAGUUCAGUUGCUCAAAAUGUAUACUGUAUUGUGAUUGUUAAAAGAAAGAAGAAAGUAUUUUUUUGCAACCAUUGUUAUUUUUUUUUGGUUUAUAUUUUUUAUUAUGCUCAAACAUGCACACUAAACUUUCUUACCCAGCUAGACAUGUAGUGAAUGGAGAGAUAGGGCCUCAAACACCAAUAAAUUGAUUUCUUUUACAAGAA
This is a messenger RNA of Pygocentrus nattereri (red-bellied piranha), 3384 nucleotides long. It is a transcript of the gene znf740b, whose product is annotated as zinc finger protein 740b. Gene Ontology annotation, cellular component: nucleus. Gene Ontology annotation, molecular function: DNA-binding transcription factor activity, RNA polymerase II-specific; RNA polymerase II cis-regulatory region sequence-specific DNA binding. The coding region runs from base 1 to 855 and encodes 284 amino acids. Gene Ontology annotation, biological process: regulation of transcription by RNA polymerase II. Lineage: Eukaryota; Metazoa; Chordata; Actinopteri; Characiformes; Serrasalmidae. The transcript is spliced from 6 exons. The record is from RefSeq and is a predicted model, not a curated record.